This is a messenger RNA of Tyto alba (common barn owl), 1979 nucleotides long. It is a transcript of the gene RAB28, whose product is annotated as RAB28, member RAS oncogene family. The transcript is spliced from 8 exons. Gene Ontology annotation, cellular component: Golgi apparatus; endosome. Lineage: Eukaryota; Metazoa; Chordata; Aves; Strigiformes; Tytonidae. Gene Ontology annotation, molecular function: GTP binding; GTPase activity. The record is from RefSeq and is a predicted model, not a curated record. The coding region runs from base 357 to 1082 and encodes 241 amino acids.
CGGCGCGUAGCGGAGGCUCGGGUUAAACCAUUCUCCCGGUCGCUGAGGGGGGGGGGGGGGGGGGGGAGCGAGGGCUCGGAGGGUGCCCCCUUCUUGCGCCCGCAGCGGCUGCUGGGCUUGUUGUUGUAGCUCCCGCCCGCGAGCUGUUCUCUCCCCCUUCCCUCCGCUCUCUGGUUGGUUUCGUCCCGUGCGGGCCAUAGCGACGGCGGGCGCGCUGGGGGAAGAUGGCGGCUCCGGCCUCCGCGCUGCUGCCGGCUCCGUGAGCGCGGCGCUCGCUCCUUUCUCCCUUCCCCUCCUCGCUCCUGCACCCCGUCCCUCCCCGUCUCUUCUCCUUCCCCGCCGGGGGCGUAGGGACCAUGUCGGACUCGGAGGAGGAGGAGAGUCCAGACCGCCAGCUCAAGCUAGUGGUGCUGGGCGACGGCACCACUGGCAAGACAUCCUUAGCUACACGUUUUGCCCAAGAAACAUUUGGAAAACAGUACAAACAAACCAUAGGACUGGACUUCUUCUUGAAAAGGAUAAUAUUGCCAGGAAAUUUGAAUGUUACUCUUCAAGUGUGGGAUGUAGGAGGGCAAACAAUAGGAGGCAAAAUGCUGGAUAAAUAUAUUUAUGGAGCUCAGGGUAUUCUUUUGGUUUAUGAUAUUACCAAUGGCCAGAGUUUUGAAAAUUUAGAAGACUGGUAUAAUGUGGUAAAAAAAGUGAAUGAAGAAUCAGAAAUACAGCCACUUGUGGCCGUGGUUGGAAAUAAAAAAUUACCUGAAAGGAAGAUUCAUGCAAAAUGGAUGUUUUCCGACUUAAAAAACCCCUUUGACUUGGAGCAUAUGCGCACAGUGAAAGUUGACAAGCAUCAGCGAUUUUGUCAGGAAAACAAUUUCAGUAGCCAUUUCGUGUCAGCCAAGACAGGAGAUUCUGUCUUCCUGUGUUUUCAGAGAAUUGCUGCUGACAUACUUGGCAUCAAAUUAAACAAAGCAGAAUUGGAGCAAUCACAGAGAGUGGUGAAGGCAGAUAUUGUCAACUACAGUCAGGAGCCUGUGACAAGAACCGUUAAUCCUCCUAGAAGCUCCAUGUGUGCCGUUCAAUGACCAUGCGAUUCUUCUCUGUUUUGAUACCUUUGGCAGUCGUCCUACCUUGACACAGGCUCUGGGUUUACCAGGAACUUUGUUUUAACAGUGACCGUCACAACAAUGCAAUUAGAGGUUUCAAAAACGUGUUGCACCAUUGUAUGUUGAGAAGCAGCAGGCAGUUUUCUGUCUGGCUGAAAUUCAAACAUGAGACCACACAUUUGUAAAAUUAAGAUCUAUAUUCUUUUAAAUUAUAUUUAAAUAAAGCAGUAUAACUGUGUUUAUACGUUUCCUCCUAUCUAUUUGACUGAUACUGGGAUAAAAAUGGAUGAAGUCGUCCUGCAUCCAGAAUACUUUUAAUGACAUCACCAUGGGAGGUUAUUUUGCCAAAGCAUUUUUAAAUUUUUUUUCUCUUUUUUGCAUCUGUGAUCUGAACUAACACUCAGCAAAAGUGGAAAAGCUUUUGCUGGAAUAAUUUUAAGCACAUAAUAUAUUUUAUCUAGGGAUAAUUUGGAAAAUAUUCCAUUAAUAUAUAUACAUAGUGCAAAAUGUACAAAUUGUAUCCAAUAAGAAACUGCUUGAAAUAAAGCUGUAAUAUAAAAAUAGUUUUCUGAAAUCUCGAGUUGUCUCCAUGGAUGCUCUGAAAAAUUCUUGUGUUUUUGUGUAUUUUUGUUACCACAUCAACAUUACUUCUUGCAGUAGUAGAUAUGCUCAUAUGUCUUCAUGAAUAUGGAUGAACCUCAGUCAACAGUUUGGGCUGUAAAUGUUGAGUGAUAUAUUCAGCAUGCAUUAGAAACUGUUGAUAGAUCAAUUAGGAUCAGUUGUUUUUAAUAACUAACUGAGUGACUUUUGACUUGCUCCUUUUUUCUUUCUAAUUCAGAGUAAAUGACAAAUAAAAAGCUGUCUGCUCUGUGAUCA